Messenger RNA from Opisthorchis viverrini, 616 nucleotides. RefSeq lists its product as hypothetical. The record is from RefSeq and is a predicted model, not a curated record. The transcript is spliced from 3 exons. The coding region runs from base 84 to 395 and encodes 103 amino acids. Lineage: Eukaryota; Metazoa; Platyhelminthes; Trematoda; Opisthorchiida; Opisthorchiidae.
UGGGAAUUCAUCAAAAUACUACCGAGAGACAGCCGGACUUCGGUCACAAGGAACAGCCAUCUCCACAGACAGACCGACAGCGGAUGACGAAUCAGACCGAAAUCACGACCGCUAACCAGGCUUCAAGCAACAGGAGCAGUGAUCCUUCAGAUGAAACGAACAAAGAAAACGCAGAAGACCCAUCAGAAAUAGUGCAUGAAAACUAUGGAUAUUCGGUCAACUAUACUGUCAUCAUAUCUGUCACGCUGGCAUUGACUGGUGCGACGUUUGUUGUCGUAAUAAUUUUGAUUUGCAACCGGAAGCGUGUUUUCGGGCAUCGGUUCUGGGUGUCCAUGGGUCAAGUGACAAAAAGGUAUACAAGAGAACCAAUUGUCACUUAUCAGCGAUUUGAAUGAACAGUGUCUAGACUGUGUACACUGCGAUUCAUUUAUACCUUGGGGUGCAAUUUCCAGUUCGGUUUUUCAGAACAAUACAAAUGUGUUCACAAGCCUGCCAACGCGGACUUACCAAAGUUUUUAUCUACCAGGAUUGCCAAAAGUUGGGCACCCCUAUUACUGACUGUACACUAGCGAAUGUAAACUUCGGUUUUUCAAGCAAAAUAAUAUUCCGAUUUGAC